AUGGUAGUGGCUUCUCGAAAGACCUGCCUGAUCACAGGCUGCACACCGGGUGGCAUCGGUGCAGCGUUGUGCGAGGAAUUCCGCAAGCGAGGAUUCCACGUUCUCGCCACCGUACGAAGCCCAGCAAAAGCCGCUUCGCUCGCUACAGGAGAGGAGAAAUUCGGAAAAAAUGAAGGGAUCAUUGAAGUGCUUUCGCUAGACGUUACGUCGAAACAGUCGAUUCAGCAGUGCACGGAAGAAGCCAAAGCGAAAGGAAUCGAGAAACUCGACGUACUCGUUAACAAUGCUGGCGCCAUGCUGAUCGGGCCACUGCUCGAUACGAAUGUCGACGACGGAAGAAGACUUUUUGAGACGAAUGUUUGGGGCAUGCUAGCUGUCACGCAAGCCUUCUCUCCGGCGGUCAUUGCCGCUAAAGGCUCAAUCCUGAAUAUCUGCUCCAUCGCUGGAGCCGUGCGGAUGGCAUGGCAAGGUGCCUACAACGGAUCGAAAGCGGCCGAGACGUUCUUCUCUGAGACGUUACGAAUCGAGAUGGAACCCUUAGGGGUUCGCGUGGUCACUGCGAUGGUCGGCGAGGUUGAAACGCAGAUCUAUCAAUCUGGAGACUCUUACAAACUGCCAGAGGGCUCGUACUACAAGAAUGUGGAGAAGUUCAUCGUUGAUCAGGGUGCUGGAAAGCUGCAGCAGAACAAUGAGCCCGCCGCAAAAACUGCGAAGAGCUUGGUCGAUGAUGUGCUUAGGGGAAUGUCAGGACAGACUUGGCGAGGAGGUGUUGCAGGAACGGCUAAAAUUGCCCACUGGUUAUUACCUGGCCGACUUUUCGAACGUAUGCUACAUUCGAAUCGCGGCGUGUAUCAGGUUGCUCCUCCUGCCACAGCGUGA
Molecule: messenger RNA, 879 nt
Organism: Zasmidium cellare ATCC 36951
Lineage: Eukaryota; Fungi; Ascomycota; Dothideomycetes; Mycosphaerellales; Mycosphaerellaceae
Exons: 2
Coding region: 1-879 (292 amino acids)
Biological process (GO): phosphatidic acid biosynthetic process; triglyceride catabolic process
Cellular component (GO): lipid droplet; endoplasmic reticulum
Molecular function (GO): acylglycerone-phosphate reductase (NADP+) activity; triacylglycerol lipase activity
Source: RefSeq, a predicted model, not a curated record